Akanthomyces muscarius is the source of this 4425-nucleotide messenger RNA. RefSeq lists its product as uncharacterized. The transcript has 4 exons. Gene Ontology annotation, molecular function: protein binding. The record is from RefSeq and is a predicted model, not a curated record. NCBI's taxonomy places the organism in Eukaryota, Fungi, Ascomycota, Sordariomycetes, Hypocreales, Cordycipitaceae. Bases 1 to 4425 code for a protein of 1474 amino acids.
AUGGAUGCUCAGUUUGCGGCUAUUGCCGCGGACGCUGCAAAGGACGGCUUCCCGUCUCUCAAGACUGUUGGCGAUCUCAUCAAACAGGUCGAGCUUCAGAAUGCACAGUUUGAGGCGUUCCGCGCCAAACGACAAGCCGUAUUCGGCGCCAUGGCCGCUGCUAUGAGGCCGGUUGAGGUCAUCGGCGAGAUAGUUGCUGGCGUCGCUGAAGAGGGCUUCCCGCCAGCCCAAAACGUCUUUGCCGCCGUCGUGUAUCUCAUCAAAGCUGCGAAAGAUACCAGUGCCAUGUACGACGGCAUCAUUGAAUUAUUCGAGCAGUUGCAGGACUUUACCCUCCGUCUAAAUAUAUACGUCCAACACAAGUUGUCUCCGCCGCUCAAGCAGAAACUGACGACCAUCAUGGCGACGCUAUUCGAAGUGCUGGUUAUAUCCACACAAGAGAUCCGUCGUGGCAGGUUCAAGGCCUACUUUAAGCGGCUGUUCGGAAUUGAAAAAUUAGUUCUAGCCGAAACAUAUGGCAGUGUCUCGACGCUUCACGAAACGACCGAGAGAGUAGAGAAUCUCUUCAGUCUUGUCAACGAAAACGUCAAAAAUCUUCGGCUUGACCACCUGGGCCAAAUUGACCUGUUCCAGAGAGACAAACUCAAGGCCGUUUUGGACCCAUCGCCGUUUCCAGAAGACUUUUACUCGGCCUUUACAAAAUCGCGAAUCGCAGAAACCGGCGACUGGAUAUUGGAGGAUGAGACGCUACAAUCUUGGAUAAGGGGCGAGAAACAGCACCUCUGGAUCUGUGGAAGCCCAGGAACUGGAAAGUCUUUCCUCACAGCACGUAUCGUUUCAUGGGGCAUUGAAAAUCUUGGAAACAUGGCCUACUUUUUCUUUCGAGAGAAUAAUCCGGAGACCAAAUCAGUCAUACAAGCAAUCCGUGACGUUGCCUACCAAAUCAGCGAAAGCGACGCAUCCUAUGCAAAGGCGCUGAUUGCCGGUCUUCAGAGCGCCGAGGAGAUCAAAACGGUGGCGAGCGCUUUUCGGCGCUUACUUGUACAGCCCCUGCAGAACUUGUCGCGAACCACGCCGACAUACAUUUUCUUGGACGGAAUUGACGAAGCAUCCCAUGAAGAAAUCAACCAGCUCUUAUUUCAGCUUGCCCCUGGCGAGAGUAUGGACCUCGAAACAUCAUCAAAUAUUUGUGUCGCCCUCGUGGGGCGAUCAUACAUGACGGAAAACAUUGUGGACAAGUUAGACCCUCAGGGUACUGGUGAUGUCUUCAGUACAAUACAGAUCACAACGGACCGAAGUGCUAGUGAUGUCGCUGCAUAUAUCGCGAGCGGCGUCGCACAAUCUCGCAUUUUAGCCCGUACCACUCCAGCAUUCAGAGAAGAGGUCAUUGCAACGAUGAAAGUGCAGGUCGACGGCCUCUUUAUUCUCGCAAAAUUCAUGCUAGCCGAGGUGAAUCGCAAGCGUCAUCCAAGGUCCAUCCAGAAAGCUCUGGAAGCAUUUCCGAAAGAAAUUGACGGCAUGCUAUUGCGGACCCUCGAGAGUCUUUCUGAGGCAAUUUCCGAGGAAGAGGCAGAAGAUCUCAACGAAAUGCUUCGUUGGAUCGUCUGUGCAGAGGAGGCAUUGUCCUUGGAGCAGCUCGAAGCAGUCCUCAUCUUGCGAUUUGGAGAUACACCCUAUCGGCUAGAAGAGAGCCUACGAGGACAAUACGGCUGCUUCUUCGAACUUGAACGAGAAGACGGUCUUUCAACCGAUGAUCUUAUCAAGGAAUUCGAGAGAAAACAGCGCAUGUUAAGAGGUUCCAGCCCAGGCUCAAGAUCCAGCCCUGAUAGGCGUGUCAGCGUGGGUGAAGUCAUCGACUUUGGAAAGCAGCGACUUGCUAGAAGCACCAGCCAAGCAUCAAGAUAUAGCUCUGACAGACGUAUCGGUCGGAGUGAAGCCAUCGAAGUCGAAAAUGGCAGCCCAGCAUCAAAGUCUAGCCCUGGUAGACCUGUCAAUUUGGGAGAAGUCAUCGAAGCUGGCAAUGCUCUGAGACCAAAAGGGCACGAAGAAGCGUUGCGCCGCUUGAGCAUGUCCUCGGAUAUGAGCUCUCCGAAUAGCCCGACGCGGAGCAUUGACUUAGCUGUUACUUCCACUGAGAUGGAAUACCGAUCCAAAAAGUCCACCACUUCUGUCAGCUUCUUCCAUAGCACGGUUCGCGAAUUCUUCAGAAACUUUCCGACAAAUAUUGCCAAUGCCUCGUUCAAACCAAGCAUCACCUUUGAUCAUGUUGAGGCACGGCUGCACAUUGUGAAAACGUGUCUGAAGAUAUUUUCCGACAACGCUUGGUUUGAAAAGUUUGAUCUUGGUUCAGGAAAAAGUGCAAUAAGGCAGUAUGCUGCAUGGUACUGGCAGGAGCAUCUUGCCGCGUUGGAUCCGACUACCGUCGACAUCACUGACAAGAAGGAACUGGCACCCCAGAUCGUCGCUAUGCUUACUGAUGAAGCCACCAUCAAUGCAUGGGUUUUACCUUACUUGAAGAAUAACGAAGGCCUGGAGGUUCUGAACGAGACCAAUCUCACGGAUAUUGUGCGUUGGUUCUCUGACACGGAUGUGGUCGGUUCUUUGACUGGCCCCGCAAAAGACUUUGCAGUGUCACUGGCAAAGAACCCGUCCAGGAUUUCAGAACCUAUCGGUCGUCAAUUUGCGAAGGCCUGGCUCUGUGCUGACUUUGAAGGCUAUAUGCCGACCGUCUUUUGCUUCGACAUCGUCCAAAGCGCAACCCUCAUGGCUUCUGGCUGCAACAGUUCUGGGGAAGAAAGUCACUGGCUUGAAAGUUCUCUCGAUGAGAGGAUUAAAAAAGCGCAUACAUGGGCUGGCUAUCCGGAGACAGGAGUGUGGCACAGAAGAAUCGGAAGCACGUACUUGACCCUGGGUAGACACGACGACGCGCUGGCCCAUUACAACAAGGCAUUGCAGAUGGAUAACAACAAACUUUUCACAUAUGGAAGAAUUGCAUAUUGCCUUUCCAAAGAUGGCAGAUAUGUGGAAGCGCUUGAUAUGGCGCUGGAAUGCGUGGUCCUCGAGGAGCAAGCUGCUGUUGACGGCAAAUUCAACGCAGAAGCGAGCCAGCGCAGCAAAUGGAGGCUCUACAAGGACUAUUACCUCAUAGCGCAGUGCUACUAUCAUACAUCCCAGGUCGAAGAGUCUCUGGAAUACUAUCGCAAGGCUAUUGAAACUGCCACUGCUGUUAAGCUCAACCCGUCGGAACAGUUUCAGUCGGAAGUGGGAUAUCUGGAGACUCUCUACAACGAGAACAUGCACUCGGAAAUGAUGGAGAUUGUCGAGCAACUGUCUCUGCAAAUUGCGAAAAAGACGAAAGGAGAGAGCCGACUGGUCGAAAUGUUCCUCGGGCAGGCUAACAAACGCCUGGUUCUCGACUGGAUUCCAAAGGCUGCUAGCACAACUGGAAAGACGCAACCUAUCCUGAAGCUAUUGAUGCUGUCCAUCAACACAGCCCAUAACCUGCGAGAUCCAGUCGUUGUUCUGUAUCUGCGGCUUGCUUACGGCGCUACAUGGACUUAUAGUCACUUCAUAGCGGACGCCACACAACUCUUCGAGCAGAUCUCUCUAAUUGAAUAUCGCCCAAAAGGAACUGUUAUCAUUCGGCAAGCGCAUGCCAUUUCGUUCCAACGACUCGCUGCCUUGUAUAAAAGGCAACUUCUGCAUGCAGGAGUACAGUCAAGUGAAGCUACGGUUUUGCUUCAGAAGUUGGAAGAAGUGAGAUUUCAGCAAGAGCAGCACCAAAACACCGACACGCCAUUGAACGUUCGAGGCUCCGAUAUAAACAUGGCUGCAGUAUACCUCGGACUUCAUCAACGCCUCACGGGAAACACAAGCGCAGCAGAUGCUAUACUUAAACCACUUGUUUUGUACAGCUUGGACUUGCUUGCCGACUCAGAGCCCGAGAAUGAUGUUUACGCCUUGGACAACCUUCUUUGGCUCAUGACGGCAACGGGAGAUGUCAAGCGAGCCCAGGCUUUGGGCCAGUCCAUGCGCCGUGUCAAUCCCAAUGCGUCCAUGGCGACAACACAAAGCGAGUCCCCUAUUUUGCAGAGACUAGAGCCCAAACUGCCCGACAUUCAGCUGGCGGACCGCAGUUGUGCCCAGUGUCUGCAUAACAUACCCUGCAGUGACGACUUUUCCAUUUGCCUGUACUGCAUGGAGUGCUUUUGCAUGUGCUGCAUCAAGAAAGUGAUUCAAGUGCCCGGGAACCAAACAAGCGAUAAGCGCAGUAACGUUAUCUGUCGAAGUGACCAUGACUGGUUUGUGGUGCCACCAUUGAAUCGUACAUUACAUACUGGUGAGAUUUUGGAAGCGUCAGGGAUUAGCUUUUUCAGCGAGUGGGAAGAAGCGCUACGGAAGCAGUGGAUGGCGAAGGGGAUUUGA